Megalops cyprinoides (Indo-Pacific tarpon) is the source of this 1668-nucleotide messenger RNA. Its product is annotated as high-affinity choline transporter 1-like. Gene Ontology annotation, cellular component: plasma membrane. Gene Ontology annotation, biological process: acetylcholine biosynthetic process; transmembrane transport; choline transport. Gene Ontology annotation, molecular function: choline:sodium symporter activity. The coding region runs from base 19 to 1668 and encodes 549 amino acids. The record is from RefSeq and is a predicted model, not a curated record. Lineage: Eukaryota; Metazoa; Chordata; Actinopteri; Elopiformes; Megalopidae. The transcript has 9 exons.
UGUGUGUGUGUGUGUAAGAUGGCUCUGAACGUCCCUGGGCUGAUAGCUGUGGCUGUGUUUUACAGCAUCAUCCUGGCCACAGGAAUAUGGGCGUCUCGAAAGUCCAAGCAAGAGGAGAGGAGAACCACGGGGAGCGGGACGGAAGCCGCCCUGAUCGCCGGCCGAAACAUAAACUUGUUUGUGGGGAUUUUUACAAUGACCGCUACCUGGGUCGGGGGAGGCUACAUCCUCGGGACAGCUGCCGCUGUGUACAAUCCUACAAAGGGCUUGGUUUGGGCUUUAAUGCCCAUUGAUUAUAUACUUAAUUUUGUUCUCGCUGGUGUUUUCUUUGCAAAGCCAAUGAGAGCAAAGAAAUAUGUGACGAUGAUGGACCCCUUCCAGCUGAAAUAUGGGAGCACUCUGAGCUGUGUGUUCCUGAUCCCUGCUCUGAUUGGUGAUGUACUCUGGGUGGCGUGUAUCAUGGCAAGUUUAGGAGGAACCAUGAGUGUGAUUCUGGAUCUCUCAGCUGUCUACUCGAUCUGCAUCUCAGCUGCUGUGGCAAUACUCUAUACACUUCUUGGUGGCAUGUUCUCUGUGGCCUACACUGACGUCAUACAACUGGUUUUCAUCUUUUUUAGCUUGUGGCUGUGUGUUCCGUUCCUGAUGCUGAAUCCGGCCUCCACAGACAUCACUGUCACUGCUUUUAACGGGACUCUUCAAGCCCCUUGGGUGGGGACCGUGGAGCCAGGAAAUGUGGGGCUGUGGAUAGAUGAUAUUUUGGUUUUGAGUCUAGGGGGCCUGGCUUAUCAAGCCAUGCACCAAAGGAUUCUGUCAGCAGCAUCAUCCCGGGAUGCCCAGGUCAUCUGUUUUGCUGCGGCGGGUUUUUCCUCUGUCAUGGGCAUACCCUCAGUCCUUAUUGGGGCGGUGGCUGCAUCAACAGAUUGGAACAUGACCAGCUAUGGUUCUCCAUCUCCUUAUGACCGUGGUGAAGCUGGGAAGAUUCUCCCCAUCGCUCUGCAGUACCUCACUCCUCCCGCCAUCUCCAUCAUGGGAAUAGGGGCGGUUGCCGCAGCAGUGAUGUCAUCCAUGGACUCCGCCCUCCUCUCCUCUGCCUCCUUAUUCACCAAUAACAUCUACAAGACUUUGAUUAGAAAGCAGGCUUCAGACAGAGAAGUGCAGUGGGUGAUCAAGGCCACAGUGCUGGUGGUCGGGCUGGCAGGGAUGGGGCUGGCCUUCUUAGGCAACAGCGUGCUGGCCUUCUGGGUGGUGAGCACGGACCUGCUGUACACCGUGAUCCUGCCCCAGCUGGUCUGCGUCCUGUUCUUCCCCGUCUCCAACGGCUACGGCGCGGCGGCGGGCUUCACCCUGGGGACGCUUCUGAGGCUGCUGAUCGGGGAGCCCUUGCUCCGCCUCCCCCCCGCCAUCCGAUUCCCCGACUGCAGGCUCAUCGACGGCGUCUACGUCCAGCACUUCCCCUGCCGCACCUUCAUCAUGCUCGUGUCCCUGUGCAUCAUCGUAUCCGUGUCCUACGUAGUGUCACUGCUGUUCGAUAAAGGACUGUUGCCAAAGAGGUGGGAUGUACUGCAGGUCAAGACACAUGAGGCACCCAACGACAGUUCAGAUAAAAAAGGGAACGCUGGUGAUGAAUGCCCUGCACCUUCAGAUCGUCUGCUCGAGACAAACUGUUAG